Molecule: messenger RNA, 3878 nt
Organism: Cynoglossus semilaevis (tongue sole)
Lineage: Eukaryota; Metazoa; Chordata; Actinopteri; Pleuronectiformes; Cynoglossidae
Product: ras and Rab interactor 2
Exons: 12
Coding region: 341-3694 (1117 amino acids)
Biological process (GO): signal transduction; vesicle-mediated transport
Cellular component (GO): cytosol; endocytic vesicle
Molecular function (GO): small GTPase binding; guanyl-nucleotide exchange factor activity
Source: RefSeq, a predicted model, not a curated record
CCGUCACUUUUUUUUACGCGUUGUUUAUUUUAUUUUGAAAAGCCUAGGGUGACUUCGUGUUUUCAGUCAAGCGUCUUGACAGACCAUAAAGCAACAGCUAAUGGCCUCUAGCAGACAGUGGAUAGAACUGACCUGAGCCGGCGCUAACUUUUUUUUUAAAGAAAUACUAAUCGACCUAACGCCAACAUUAAAAACCCCGAGGUUACGUCAACAUGGCGGCGUUUACAACCUUAACAACACCUUGUCGGAGAAGCAGUGUUGUCGUCUGCCAAACUGGAGCAACACAAACUUCAUGAAAGACGUUGCUAUUCAGUGAGACAGACGGUUGGUUUCAGUCAUCAUGUCUUCCACGACUGUCAGUCAGCUCUGCAUGGAGAAGGGCCAUUUUUUAAAGCUUAUCGAUUCCUUUGCUUGGGAAAUUGGCACACUCAAGAAGGAGAUGGGGAAAAAGAGCGAGUCCAGGAAAAAAGACCACAAGGCAGAAACCAAUUUUGGGCUGGGUGAAGAAGUGGGAGGUCUCUUCAUGCAGGCUUCGCCUCACUCCAGGAUCUGUACUAACCUCGCCGGGGCUAGAGAUUCGGGCUACGACUCAUUCCAUCGUCAGCUUUGUAUUUUGGACCGAGUGGUAUAUACACAUCCUGUGUGGUUACUGUUGAGCCUCAGCUACAAGGAAGCCACAAGAAUACUGCAGAACCAACCGACUGGGAUGUUUGUGGUAAGGAAAUCAGCCAGUUUACAAAAGAAAGUCAUAUCUCUGCGCAUGGACAAAGAUUCCCCGGUUCCCAUCAAAGAAUUCCCUGUGAAGGAGAGCCAGUACACUUUCGCUCUGGAAGGAUCCGGCCUAAGCUUUGCAGACUUAUUUCGUUUUUGGGACACUCAGCUGAACCAUGAGCCGAGACGCGUAGCGCCGUUGCCGGGGAAAGCUACUCCCAGAAGACCACCCUUCCCUGCCAAACGACCAGUCUCCUGGUCACCGGAGUGCCCCAAGCUUCAAACCCGCACCCCGGCUGAGCUCGACUGUUACCAGUCCAAUGGAGCCCUGUGUUUCAUCAACCCUCUCUUUAUAAAGAGCAACCAAUCAAACCAGGAUCCGGGUGCUACCACCGCAAGGCUAAAGGACAAACCGAUUACCAACAGCCUAGAGAUAAACAGCGAGGAACAUCCAUCCUGCGGCACUUACCCCGAGGCCUCCAACUUGGAUCAAACCGAACCGCACAAUCCUAUCAAAACUACGCAGCUACUCGAACAAAAGACUCAGCCACCGGCCACUUGUCAGAAACUGGGUGCAUUCUCAUCGUCUCCACCUCCUCGUCCGCCCCCUCCCCGCUUUGGAGCACGCCGGAGUGUUCCCACCGUACGACAGAGCAGCAUGCCAGAGAAGAUUUCCUGGAUCGGCUCUUCCAAGGAGAGAACGAAAGAAACAACCAGGGACAAUCUCGCUCGUUUAGGCUCGUCGCUGAGCAUCAGUCCCUCGUCCUCCCCGCCAAGAAAACCCAUCAUCAGUUUCCCCAUAUCUACCCCCAAGCUCUCGCCGCCCCGCUCGCUCUCAUUUCUGUCCUCUUCGCCGCGACAAUCCAAAGUGUCAUCCUUGUCGUCCAGCCUUGAAGAUGCUGCACUGGAGGAACAGACUAUUGAAAAGGCACUCCACAGGGCCAAGCUGUUCCAGAAUAGCUGUCGAAAAAACGCCUCACAAGACACUUCCGGGAGUCCUCCGCAGUGCUCAGUCAUGACCAGAGCUGAUCGGACAGAGACGCAGCAAGAAGACGCAGAAGCCGGCGGCGAGUCCAGCAGUGGUGGUCAACGGCUGAGUGACAUGAGUCUCUCCACAGAUUCCUCGGACUCUCUAGAUUUCUCCGGCACGUUUUCGAUUCCUCCUUUUCACGACCCCAGCCCUCCAACUGAGGCCGAACUGAACACCUACCUGCCUCUCUCCCUCCCGUCGUCUCACCUGCUGUACAGCAGCAUAGACGACGACGAGGACGACGAGGACGACGAGGAUCCCGACUACGGCAUAAACCUCGAAAGCGACCAGGACCAGGAGGUGACCAUGGUGCCACCGGGACAUCGGAUUCAUCGUCGCUCAAGCGCCAGCGCGUUGGUCAUCCAGCAGGCUCUGCGAGGGCAACUGCGUAAGAUGAGCGGUGUGUUUAAUUCACUCCUGACGCCGGAGAAGAGGGUGGUCCGUAAGGUUGUGGAACUGUCCAGAGAUAAGGGCUCAUACUUUGGCUGCCUGGUGCAGGAUCACCUGAGCUACAUGGGCGAAGGUGCGGGCACACAGGCCUGGCAGGGAUACACCUCUGGUGUGGAGCUGCUGCAGACUCUGCGGCAGUUCAUGACGCAAAUGAAGAGCUACCUGAGACAAAGCUCCGAGAUGGAGCCGCCAAUUGAGAGUCUCAUUCCUGAAGAGCAGAUUGAUCAAGUUCUAGAGAAAGCGAUGCACAAGUGUGUCUUGAAGCCGUUGAAAUCAGUGCUGAGCACUGCCCUGCAGGAAAUUCAAGAGCGCAGCGGAGCGUGGCGGGAGCUGAAGGAAAACCUGGCGCUGGCCAAAGCACGGAAGCCCCAGGAGAUGGGCGUUGCUGCGAUGCAGCCCCCGGAUCCCGUCGCGUUAGAGAAGAUCAAGCAAAGGUUCCAGACUAUGUGUAAACUGUACUCGCCAGAGAAGAAGGUCACAACGCUGUUGAGGGUCUGCAAACUCAUCUACACCGUCAUGGAAGACAACUCAGUUUUUUUUUUUUUGUGCUCCUCAGAUCAAGUUCUAGAGAAAGCGAUGCACAAGUGUGUCUUGAAGCCGUUGAAAUCAGUGCUGAGCACUGCCCUGCAGGAAAUUCAAGAGCGCAGCGGAGCGUGGCGGGAGCUGAAGGAAAACCUGGCGCUGGCCAAAGCACGGAAGCCCCAGGAGAUGGGCGUUGCUGCGAUGCAGCCCCCGGAUCCCGUCGCGUUAGAGAAGAUCAAGCAAAGGUUCCAGACUAUGUGUAAACUGUACUCGCCAGAGAAGAAGGUCACAACGCUGUUGAGGGUCUGCAAACUCAUCUACACCGUCAUGGAAGACAACUCAGGUCGAUUGUUUGGUGCUGACGACUUUUUGCCCAUGCUCACCUACAUCCUGGCUAAAUGUGACAUGCCUGAGCUGGACAACGAGAUACUUUACAUGAUGGAACUGUUGGACCCUUCACAACUUCACGGAGAAGGCGGUUACUACCUGACCAGUGCCUAUGGAGCGAUGUCCUUAAUCCGGAACUUCCAGGAGGAGCAGGCAGCCAGGGUGCUGAGCUCUGAAACCAGAGACACCCUCUGCCAGUGGCACCGGCGCCGCACCGCCCAACGUUCUGCACCUUCCAUUGACGACUUCCAGAACUACUUGCGAGUGGCUCUGCAAGAACUGGACAGCGGCUGCACAGCGAAGACCCUGCAGGUCCGUCCUUACGCCACGGUGGAGGAGGUGUGUCAGCUGUGCGCCCUAAAGUUCAAAGUGUCAGAGCCGGAGAAGUACGGCCUCUUCCUGCUCAUAGAGGGCAGCAGUCAGCAGCUGGCUCCAGACACCCACCCUCAGAAGAUCAAAGCUGAGCUCCUCAGCCGCCCGCAGCCUCCACCCUUUCAUUUUGUCUUCCGCCGAUUGGCCAGCAACGCCCCACAGUUAUCGCCUGCAAGUGGAUCUAACGCUCCCAACAACAGUAGCACAACUGACCUGACCUGACCUGACCUGACCUGACAUGAUUUUCACUUCUGCCGAGUGUCGGGCUGUCAGGCAGCACACUUGAAAUGUCACUGUGUCAUCAAUAUCACAUAUCAUUUUAACACAUUUUCUAUCGAACAAAACCUUUUACUAUUACACUCCGAGUGUGUCGAUGAUAUUUUUUUUUUAUUUUUUUUUAUUUUUU